AAAAUAAUUAAAAGUGCAAAAAAAAAAAAUUAGAAAUCUACCAAAUAAACAAAAAGAAAGAAAGAAAAAAAUUUAUUUAUAUUAAAAAUGAUUGAAGCUUAUGAAACAGAUGUGUUUAUGGAUCCUAUUGGUAUGAAAGUUUGGGAAAAAAGGCACUAAUAUGUAGCAACUAAGUUAUCGGCUCUGAAUUGUAAAAGAGUUUUGGAUAUGGGAACAAAUACUUGCAAGCUCAUAUAAAGACUUUCAAGGAGUUUGUAAUUCACUUAAAUAGAUGGUUUAGAUAUCGAUGGCUAAUUGCUUGAGACUCAAGGAAUCCAAAAUGCGAAGCCAGAUUUGAUAUAAAAUUAAUAUGCCAGUAUGAGAGACCAUUAGCUAGUGGUAAAUCUAUACCAAGGCAGUGCUUUGAAUAAGAUUUAACAUUUGAAGGAUUAGCAAUACGAUGCUGUAAUAUUAGUUGAACUCAUUGAGCACUUAUAAGUAGAAGAUGUUUUUCUUAUUGAGUAAAAUUUGUUUGGCUUUUUGAGGCCACAAUUUGUGAUUGUGACUACACCUAACUCUGAUUUUAAUGUUUAUUUUAACUUUAAAGAAUAAGGAGUAUUGUUUAGGGACAAAGAUCACAAAUUUGAGUGGUCCUAAAACUAGUUUUAGAUUUGGGCCUAAAAAGUAUGCUAAAAUUAUGGAUACAAAGUAAUAGAGUUGACAGGAGUAGGCGAACAUAAAACAGAAGGAACUAAGAACGGUUUUUGUACACAAAUAGUUGUAUUUGAGAAAGAUACCCAACAAGAGAAGUAUCUGAACUUUGCUUUCUUCAACCUUCAAGAGGGAGAAAUUCGUUAAGUAUGUUAAAUUCUGUACCCAUUUGAGAGUAAAGAAUAACAUUUUCAAAGAGAAGUAGUAGACAGUAUCAGAUAUAUUCUGCAUAUUACUGAUAAGUAAAAUUAAUUCGAAGAUGGUUCAUACUAAAAUUAUACUACUCUCUCUCGCAUAAUGCAAAAUCAUUCAAUAUCAAGUAAUUGGUAAAUUUAAGGUGAUUACUUUAAACUUAAAACCUACAUCCAGAAUAUUUCUGAGUUUUUGGUACAUGAAAAUUAGUUCAAUUUUCAAGAAUCUUUCGUCACUCUCAAUUAUUAAGCCUAAAUGGAAGAUGAAGAAAAUGAAGAUUAGCUUGAAAGCGAUUCUGAAAAUGUAAAGAUGCAAUAAUAACAAUAUUACUUUUCUAACGAUAAUUGUUUCUCCACAAAAGAUACCACUUAUAGCAGUUUUUCCACUGCAGAUAACUUAUUCUCCUAAAAAAUUUAACUUGGUUAGCAAUAAAUGGCUUUAGAGGAAAUAGAAUUAGAAGAUACAAUUGAUUAUUGA
Messenger RNA from Tetrahymena thermophila SB210, 1359 nucleotides. RefSeq names its product small RNA 2'-O-methyltransferase. The transcript is spliced from 8 exons. Gene Ontology annotation, molecular function: RNA methyltransferase activity; O-methyltransferase activity. NCBI's taxonomy places the organism in Eukaryota, Ciliophora, Oligohymenophorea, Hymenostomatida, Tetrahymenidae. Gene Ontology annotation, cellular component: cytoplasm; nucleus. Gene Ontology annotation, biological process: siRNA processing; piRNA processing; RNA methylation. The record is from RefSeq and is a predicted model, not a curated record.